CAUGAAAAAAUUGGAACAAUACAAAGAAGGUUAGCAUGGCCCUUACACAAGGAUGACAUGCUUUUCAGAGUGGAAUGCACUUUGGUGCACAAUAUUUAUUGCUUUCCCUGUGAAUCAGAAUCCUGUCUAUUAUAUUUUGGUUUCUAUUGA
Messenger RNA from Fomitiporia mediterranea MF3/22, 150 nucleotides. RefSeq lists its product as uncharacterized. Lineage: Eukaryota; Fungi; Basidiomycota; Agaricomycetes; Hymenochaetales; Hymenochaetaceae. The record is from RefSeq and is a predicted model, not a curated record. The annotation marks the transcript as partial. The transcript has a single exon.